Messenger RNA from Yarrowia lipolytica CLIB122, 1494 nucleotides. RefSeq lists its product as uncharacterized. The record is from RefSeq and is a predicted model, not a curated record. NCBI's taxonomy places the organism in Eukaryota, Fungi, Ascomycota, Dipodascomycetes, Dipodascales.
AUGUCUGUCCUCAUCUCCUAUCAGGGAACCCACUUGGAUAUUCCUUACGCACCAGCAGAAGAGUCCCAUGAGGAUGAUGAAGAUUAUGGAUCACACAGCAGUAACACCACAGGACUAGACGCUCUCUCAGAGACAACAAUCUCUCUUCCCCGGUCCGACUCGCCUUUACCUUCGUUUGAACAAGUCAUGCAGGAACAGAGAUCACUCAUGGUGGACUUUACCCCCAUUGUCUCAGUGAAGUACACGAAGAGCACGCGGGUCAAAAAGAUGACCACUGCUCUAGUGCGUCACAUGGUAGUGUCGGAGACAAGGGCUCAAACGAACGAGACUCUGGUCCAAUGGGAUCUCUUGUCGGGUCGAUCCAAGCCUGUUGAAGGGCCCGUUUCUGCAAUCUCCAAUCCGGUCUCUAUCCAAGCCUCCACUCACAAGUACUCGCUUCACUGCUCUCUUCCUGCUGGGCUUCCUGAAACUGCUUCCCACAACUCCAACAAACUGUGGUACACUCUUGACACCCAGGUGAGCUGCCAAAAGCGGUUACAUUCAAACUGCGGCCUCAUUGAGCAUUCCCAGGAGAUUGUCAUAGCCCGAGGCAGAAAGAUAGACGACCAGACUCUUCUCCCCGUCAAUGUCUCGGCUCCCUGGCUCAACAAGCUCAGAUUCGUUGUUUCUUACCCGCAGAAAGACAUUUCUCUAAACGAAGAUACCGAGAUCCCCGUCAAGAUCACCACGACCCUGUUUGAGAAGCCCAUUCGACUCAACUCCGUCAAGAUCUCCGUGACCCAAACCUGCAAUUCAAACGCCAAUGACACGCAGAAAACUGGACUCCUCACCGUGUAUUCCAACCGAUACGCAGAUUCGGACGAUGUAGAGCAUGACGAAAUAGAACUCCAGCAAGCCAGGGAAGAAGGGUUCGACGUGAAGGAAAACUUUUUCGACUCCAUCCAUAGAGGCAAUCUUCUCAUCCCCGGAGCCGAAGAGACAGUGCUGGAUUACUCGCUGAAGUUGAAUUCCCGGAUCAUUGACAAAUUAUCCGCAUCAACCUCCCGCACCCACCCUCUUCACGUGGUGCACAAGAUAUACGUGUCGCUGCGCUUCUCACAAUUGGAUAUGACCAACCAGCCCAAUCAGAAGUCCCGAAGGUACGUGGACCUGUCUCUGUCUGCGCCUUUGGUGUUCUCCAGAGCGCGGUCAGUCUUCGGAACCGCUCAGGUGGACGCUUGCUCUAACCUCGUGCCGUUCGAAUAUGAAGACUUUUUGCUGUGCGAGUACCCCCUGUUAAAGAAUACAAACAUGGUCUUCAAAAACGAUUACGCCGAUGACUCUGCUCCUUCCUACGAGUCUCUAGCACCCCCAGAUUACGAGGCGAUCGACUCAAAAUGGGAAACCAAGGCGGAUACCAGGGGAAAGACUGGUUGCAUGGCUCGAAGUGGAUGUGUGGACCAAGGUGAAAUGAGGAACACGAGAUGUCGGUGGUUUAGACGAACCAUGCAUUAA